AUGUCAGUGAAAAGAGAAAAUAGUAACGAAAAUGUUGAGUCUUCCAAGAGACAUCAGACGAUACAAGCUGGUAAUUCAGACCAGGUAAUUGCUAAAUUGAUUAGUUUGAUCCCAGGCAAAGAGCAGAGUAUUGAUCUCAUGGGUAAUGCUGUGGUAACCGUUGGUAGAAGCCGGCACUGUGAUGUAGUACUGAAAGAAGUGGAUAUUUCAACUAUACACUGUCAGCUCUAUACCAUUCAAGUUGAUCUCGACAGAGAGAGAAGGAAAUUAAUUAAUAUUGUGGACAAGAGCAGAAAUGGCACCUUUAUCAAUGGUAAUAGGUUAAUAAAGCGGGAUUACCUUUUAAAAAAUGGAGAUAGAAUAGUGUUUGGUAAGAGUACAUCAUUUUUAUUCAAAUACACUGAGAAUUCUGAUGAAAUUGAAGGUAAUGCUAACUCAAGUAAUAAUGAUGGCGUGUUUAAGAAACCCCAAAUGGCAGCUUCAAGCAGUCAAACUUCUCUAAGGAAAAAAUUAAAGCCAAGGCCCACAUCUGUGUUUGAUAAAUAUUUAUUAGAAAGAGAAUUAGGUUCUGGACAUUAUGCUACUGUCAAAGAGGGGAUUAACAAGAAAACUGGUGAAGUGGUAGCGGUCAAAAUUUUCCAUCCUCAACAAAAUGACGAUCAAAAGAAGAGUAACCAGUUUAGAGAAGAAACGAACAUUUUAAUGCGGGUGCAUCACCCCAAUAUUGUGAAGAUGUUGGAUAGUUUUGUAGAACCCGUGAGUAAAUCCCAAAUUCAGAAGUAUUUGGUACUUGAAAAGAUAAACGAUGGUGAAUUAUUUGAUAGGAUUGUUAAGAAAGUCUGCUUGAGACAAAACGAAACACAGGCACUUUUCAAACAGAUAUUAGAAGGAAUCAAGCAUUUACACUCACAAAAUAUUAUCCAUAGAGAUAUCAAACCAGAGAAUAUCCUUUUAAACAUCACUAGGCGACAGAGUCCCAAUGAAAUGCAGUUAGGACCAUGGGAUCAAGAUGAAAUUGAUGUCCAAGUUAAAAUUGCUGACUUUGGAUUAGCUAAAUUUACCGGAGAGAUCCAAUUCACUAAUACCUUAUGUGGGACACCUUCGUACGUGGCACCGGAAGUUCUAUUAAAAUCUGAUUACAGUUCCAAGGUUGACAUGUGGAGCGCAGGUGUUCUGCUUUAUGUUUGUUUAUGUGGGUUUCCACCUUUUAGCGAUUCAUUAGGACCACCUUCCAUGAGAGAACAGAUCUUACAAGGUAAGUUUGCAUUUUAUUCCCCCUACUGGGAUGAAAUCGAUGAUUCCGUGUUACACUUGAUCUCGAACUUAUUGGUGGUAAAUGCAUCUGAAAGAUUUAGUGUAGUCGAAACUAUGAACCAUCCUUGGUUUAGAAACGCUGAUUAUGAAACAAUACCCAUGGAACCAGAACGCUUACAGAUUAGCCAAGAGAAAAUACCAAAAACCUACUCAGAAUUAUCAAAAAUCUAA
Zygosaccharomyces rouxii is the source of this 1485-nucleotide messenger RNA. It is a transcript of the gene DUN1, whose product is annotated as serine/threonine protein kinase DUN1. The record is from RefSeq and is a predicted model, not a curated record. Gene Ontology annotation, molecular function: protein serine/threonine kinase activity; ATP binding; protein binding. Gene Ontology annotation, biological process: protein phosphorylation; mitotic DNA damage checkpoint signaling. The transcript is spliced from 2 exons. Lineage: Eukaryota; Fungi; Ascomycota; Saccharomycetes; Saccharomycetales; Saccharomycetaceae. Bases 1 to 1485 code for a protein of 494 amino acids. Gene Ontology annotation, cellular component: nucleus.